Molecule: messenger RNA, 5362 nt
Organism: Octopus bimaculoides (California two-spot octopus)
Lineage: Eukaryota; Metazoa; Mollusca; Cephalopoda; Octopoda; Octopodidae
Product: ATP-binding cassette sub-family C member 1
Biological process (GO): transmembrane transport; lipid metabolic process; intracellular signal transduction
Cellular component (GO): membrane
Molecular function (GO): ATP binding; phosphatidylinositol-4,5-bisphosphate phospholipase C activity; ABC-type transporter activity
Source: RefSeq, a predicted model, not a curated record
CUAAUAAUAGAUUGAGGGGGGAAACGAAGGAACGGUCAGGCAGCUUGAGGUAUGAGACGCCUGUUCCGUAAGUCUUGGCCUAUCACAAGCGAUAACUUGCUGAUUAAUAUCAUAAAAUAGGAGAAUUAAGUGACAGUGUAAACAUUAUCAGAAAUACAGUCGUCACAUCAACUACUACCUCAAACAGCAGCGUGCAAUUAACAUUCAACAUCAUAAGCUAUUCUCCGUAGUAUGGCUAACGACUUUUGGGAGCAGUUAUGUGGCAAUUCUUCACAAUUUUGGAAUGAAUCCUUACUUUGGGGAAAUGAACCAGGAAGCUGGCCCCAGUUUACAGAAUGUUUUCAGAACACAGUGUUGAUAUGGAUACCUACAUUAUUUCUCUGGAUAAUAACACCAUUCUACGUUGUUGUUUUAAGUCAAAAAAAUGGCAGUCCGCCACGACCUAUGACAAAGAAAAUAGUGUUUCAACUAGUUCUUUGUGUGGUUCUAAGUAUCAUUGGUAUUAUGAACAUAAUUGCAGUUGCCAACUCUAAUGCGGAAAGCAGCAACCCAGCUCUAUAUUUAUCCUUUCUUCUACCAGCUUUAAAUUAUCUUCUUGUUGCUGUUGUGUCUGUAUAUGAAAGGAAAAAAGGAAUAUGGUCCUCAUACCCUAUCUUCCUUUUCUGGUUGUUACAAGUUUUAGUUGGCAUCAUUCCAUUUUGCACAAAGAUUAUUUUAAAGGAGCAAGAAGACAAUCUCACAAUUUUUGUUCUUUUCUACAUCUCAUAUGGUUUAAACCUCUUACAAUUGCUACUCACUUCAUGGUCAGGGCCCACUGACCGCCCACAGGAUAAACUCACAGAAGAUCAGCUAUCAUUACCAUCCUAUUUGAUGUUCAACUCAUUAAGCAGUGUUGUGAAAGCAGCUUACCGCAGAACACUUCAGGAAUCAGACAUCCCAAAGCUUUUGCCAAAGAAUGAAAGCCACACACUAAGCAAAACAUUCCAAAAACAUUGGAACAAUGAAAUGAAGUCAAAGAAGCAAAAACUUGAAAGAGCUUACAAAGCUACCCAUGAAACAGAGCCAUCAGAAAAAACACCUCUCCUCACCACACGAUCAGAAUCUCAAGAAGUUAGUCUAAUUGAAUCUAAGCAACAGAUCAAUAUCUCCAUUAUUUGGAUUCUUUUUCGAUCUUUUGGUGGCACAUUAAUACUGGGAUAUUUAUUCAAGUUUUGCAGUUCUGUUUUGAUGUUUGUAAAUCCAAUGAUUUUACGUAAACUGAUUGAUUAUAGUAACACUGAUGAAAUAGCAUGGAAGGGUUACAUCUAUGCACUUGGCCUUUUGGUGGUUGAUGUGAUCGUUUCAGUUGCGGAAACUCUUUUCGCUCGCUACAACAUAGAGGCUUGCUUACGAAUGAGAGCUGCUUUAAUGUGUGCAGUCUACAAGAAGGCUUUAACGAUAAGCAGUCGAGCAAGAAACCAGUUCACUACUGGAGAGAUAGUGAACAUGAUGUCAGUUGAUUGUGAACGAAUUAAUACAGCACUGAGGAUGUUCUGGGUGAUGUGGUCAGCUCCAUUAGAGAUAAUUGUUGCAUUACUCUUUCUGUACAAUAUUCUUGGACCAUCUGUGUUUGCUGGAGUCUCUCUACUCAUUGUUUUAACUCCUGUUAACCUGUACAUUACGAGAAUUGUGGGGAGAUACACCUUGACUCAGAUGGAGGUAAAAGACAAACGAUUAGGCAUUAUAAACCAAGUUCUGUUUGGAAUAAAGGUCCUCAAAUUGUAUGCAUGGGAAAGUUUAUUCCAAAAGAAAAUAUCAACAGUCAGAAGAGAAGAGUUAAACCUUCUGAAAAAGGCUAAUCUUAUUUUGUCCGUUAUUUGGUUUUUAUGGGAAGUUUCACCCUUUAUGGUGAUGAUUGCUUCAUUUGCAACAUAUAUUUUUGUCACUGGUCACUCCAUCAGCGUCCAAACAGCCUUUGUAUCUCAGUCACUAUUCAAUUUAAUGAAAGUCCCGAUGAACUUGCUACCUGAAAUAUUCAUUUACCUUGCUGAGUGUUCUGUUUCCCUAAAAAGAGUGAACAAGUUCCUCAACUCUGAAGAUGUUGAUCUUAACAUUAUAUGUCAUGACCUACCACCAGGAGAGGCCAUUAAGAUACAAGAUGGAUAUUAUUCAUGGGGCAAUUCUAAAGAAGAAACUCUUAAAAACAUCAAUCUCACGAUUCCAGAAGGUUCACUCGUGGCUCUUGUUGGUACUGUUGGGAGUGGCAAGUCUUCAGUGUUGUCCUGUCUUCUUGGAGACAUGCACAAGAAAAGUGGCUCUGUGUAUGUUAAGGGCUCUGUAGCUUAUGUACCCCAGGAAGCAUGGAUUCAAAAUGCAACCAUCAAAGACAACAUUUUAUUUGGAAAGAAAUGUGAUGCUAAAGCUUAUCAACAGGUCAUUGACUUCUGCUCACUGACGCAUGACCUUGACAUUCUUCCUGGAGGUGAUCAGACUGAAAUUGGAGAAAAGGGUAUUAAUCUAAGUGGUGGUCAGAAGCAACGAGUGUCUCUGGCUAGAGCUUCAUAUGCUGAUUCUGAUAUUUACCUUUUGGAUGAUCCCCUCAGUGCAGUGGACAGCCAUGUGGGCAAGAGUAUCUUCAACAACCUCAUCAGCAAUAGUGGUCUACUGAAGAACAAGACUCGUUUACUGGUCACCCAUGGUGUGCAUUGGUUACCGAUGGUUGAUUUUGUCAUAGUUAUGAACAAGGGGAAAAUAACCAGUACUGGAACAUACUCUGAGCUUAUUGAAGCAGGUGGAGAUAUUGCAGACUUUCUGAAUACGUAUGCCUCACAUCAAGACAAAGAAGGUGAAGAAGGCGAAGAUGAACACAAAUUUGGUGAAUCAGACAGCAUAUCUCAUAAUUCAGCACGAAUCUUUAGGCGUCAGUCUACAAUAAAUAGCAACGUAUCCAGCAUAUCAGAACCAGUUGGACAGAAGCUGACAGAGGAGGAAUCUAUGAAAGAAGGGACAGUGAGUGUGAGGGUGUACAUCAACUACAUAAAAGCUUUUGGUGUCUUGCUGUUUAUUUCUAUGCUUUUUUCCAACCUGAUGAUUCACCUGAGCAACAUACUGUCUUCCUUUUGGCUAACUGAGUGGACUGAGAAUCCUUACAUGUUGAAUGACUCCAAUAUCAACACAACACAUUAUAAAGAAUUAACAAACAUGUACCUUGGUGGUUAUGGAGGUUUUGGACUAGGUGUAGGUGUGUCAGCAAUUAUUUUUUCUGUGAUCUCUGCAUAUGGUUUCCUCAAUGCUUCCACCCACUUACAUGAAAGGAUGCUUACCAAUAUAAUGGCUGCACCUCUCCACUUCUUUGAUGUCACUCCACUGGGACGCAUUACAAAUCGUUUUUCCUUUGACACCGACAUGUUAGACAAUCUGAUGCCAGAACAGAUACGAAAUCUGAUUUUAUCAUCAAUGAGUAUAAUUACCACGAUGUUUGCUAUUUCAUAUUUCAUUCCUUUGUUUAUUAGUUUUCUCUUGCCAUUGGGAUGUCUAUAUUUUCUUCUCUUGCAUUUUUACAUACCAACUGCUCGGCAGUUGCAGAGGUUUGAAUCUGUAAGCCGUUCACCAAUAUACAACCAUUUCAGUGAAACGUUGUCUGGGUCAGUGUCAAUAAAAGCAUACAAAGCAACGUCACGUUUCCUGGUUGAAGCUGAAAACAGAAUCACCAAGAACUUCAAGUCCUACUACAAUAUGAAAAUGGCAAACAGAUGGAUGGCUAUGCGUGUUCAGUUGAUGGGGUCAUUUCUGGUAUUCUUCUCUGGUUUAGCUGGAGUUAUUUCAAAAGGAUCCCUCAAUGGAGGACUGGUGGGCAUGAGCAUAAAUUUCUCAAUAGAGAUAACUGAUUUUCUGAACUGGAUGCUGUACAAUUUGACUGAGUUCCAAACAAGUCUGGUAUCCAUUGAGAGAAUUGAUGAUUUCAGUGAUAUCGCGCCUGAGGCUGCUUGGAUAUUGGAUGACCACAGGCCUGAUCAGAACUGGCCACAAGCUGGAGAGGUGGUCUUGAAAGACUACUCCACAAGAUAUCGACCAGGACUGGAACUGGUUCUUAAAGGAGUUUCAUGCCAUAUUUAUUCUGGAGAAAAGAUUGGAAUUGUGGGACGUACAGGUGCUGGUAAAUCCUCAUUGACUUUGUCCCUGUUCCGGAUCAUUGAAGCAGCAAAAGGAGCCAUUAUAGUAGACAAAGAGAAUAUUGCUAACUUUGGCUUACAUGAUGUUCGUUCAAGGUUUACUAUAUUGCCCCAGGAACCUUUUCUUUUUUCUGGUUCCCUUCAAAGUAAUCUGGAUCCUUUCAAUAAAUACACUGAUGGAGAACUAUGGAAAGCACUUGAACAUGCUCAUUUGGUUGACUAUGUGAAGGCUCAACCUUCAGGUUUACAGUAUGAGUGUGGAGAAGGAGGACAAAAUCUAAGUGCUGGUCAACGUCAACUGGUCUGCCUAGCUCGUGCCCUGUUGCAGAGGUCUAAGCUGUUGGUGCUAGAUGAAGCUACAGCUGCUGUUGAUAUGGAAACUGAUUCUCUCAUCCAACAGACAAUACGGAGCGAGUUCUCUGAUUGUACAAUCCUCACCAUUGCACAUAGACUGAACACCAUCAUGGAUUACGACAGAAUAAUGGUUUUAGACCAUGGAAGGAUUGCAGAAUUUGAAAAACCACAGGAACUUUUAAAAGACAGUAAAUCUAUAUUUUAUCAAAUGGCUAAGAAUGCAGGAUGUAUUUGAAAAAUAGGGAAAUAAUUAAAUAAAUUAAUACACACACACACAGAUUGAAGAACAAACGGAUAAAAUUAAUAUUUCAUUAAAUUUAUAGCCAACUAAAUUAAUAAACUAAAAAUGAAUCAGCAGCAGCCAAAAGACAAAAAAAAUUGCAAUCAAUUCUACAAAAAGAACAAAAAACUCUUUGUCUUCCUCAAAAUGAUUCAGAGUUCUAAAGCAUUCCUUGAACAUACAUAUAUGCAUACAUACAUGCACACAUUUAUAUAUGCAUGCAUAUAUAUGAAUGAAUAAAUAAAUAUAUAUAUAUAUAUACAAAAACAGACAUAUCUAUAUAUAUAUAUAUAUAUAUAUAUAUAUACAUACACAUAUACAUACAUGCAUCUUUAUAUAAAUAUAUUUCUACAUAAAUACAUACAAGCAUAUAUAAAUAUAUUUGUACAUGAAGAUAUACAUGCAUAUAUAUGCAUACAUAUAUGUGUGUGUAUAAACAUCUAUUUAUACGCAUGUAUAUACUUACACAUAUAUAUAGAUAUAUAUACACACACACAUAUAUAUACAUAUAUAUAUGCACAUAUAUAUACACACCGCACAUAUAUAUACAUAUAUGCACAUACAUAUAUAUAUAUAU